CGCGCAUCACGUGUUCCGGGAACUGGUCGGCAGAUGGCGGGGUCUCCAGCAAGUGAACGUACCGUGUGUUUCCGUGGCGUAAGAUGGCGCUGCCCUUUUCACGUUCUUGGCGCUUUUGCCGCUGGGGAACCAAACGAUUUGCGGUUGCUGCCGGGGAAGCCCGGAGAGGCAUCAGUUUCAAACUGGAAGAAAAAACUGCCCACAGCAGUCUGGCACUCUUCAGAGGUGACACAUGUGUCAAAUAUGGCUUGGUAGGAUUGGAACCCACCAAGGUGGCCCUGAAUGUGGAGCGCUUCCGUGAGUGGGCAGUGGUGCUGGCAGACACAGCGGUCACCAGUGGCAGACACUACUGGGAGGUGACAGUGAAGCGCUCCCAGCAAUUCCGAAUAGGAGUGGCAGAUGUGGACAUGUCCCGGGAUACCUGCAUCGGUAUUGAUGAUCGUUCCUGGGUGUUUUCCUAUGCCCAGCGCAAGUGGCACACCAUGUUGGCCAACGAGAAAGCCCCAAUUGAGGGUAUUGGGCAACCAGAGAAGGUGGGACUGCUGCUGGAGUAUGAGGCCAAGAAGCUGAGCCUGGUGGAUGUGAGCCAGGUCUCUGUGGUCCACACACUACAGACAAAUUUCCAGGGUCCCGUGGUGCCUGCUUUUGCUCUUUGGGAUGGAGAGCUGCUGACCCACUCUGGGCUUGAGGUGCCAGAGCAUCUCUAGUAUGUCCCUUAUUAGAGUCCCUAAUCAUGCUUUUGGCCAGCUUCCAAUUGAAAGCAUAUGAAACUGUUUUACUUUGCCCCAAACAAUCUCUCUCUCCCACAACUUGUUGUUGGGUCCUCUGUGCAAUAUCUUAGUCAUUUUCUAUCUCCUACCUUAUGGAAGUUAGGCAUACAGCCAAGCUUCCCCUUCAAACUAUUGCCAGUAUCCUGGGCUUCACAGGUAUAGUUUCCUAUACUUGAUUCCUUUAUUCCCUCUGCCUCCUAUGCCUCAAGACUGUUCAGUCCUAGGGUCUUGUCUUUUAGCCUAGUUGAGUUUGUUCACUGUGAUACCUCUCUCUCCCUUUAUCUAUAUGUUACCUGUUUGUUUUGAGGUUUCUACCAAAUCUCUCCAGAGUAAAUCUUUUCUACCUCUGGCUGGAGGAGUGGCGAAGUCAGUGAUUUGGUCCUUUCUCUGUAGCACCUACAGAGUCUGUUCUGGUCCCUCAGUGUUUAUUGACCCAGUGGAUCAGAGUGAAAACAGAAUCCCCAAGUACCUCAGAGCCAAAGACCCUCAGCCCCACACAGAUGGCAGCUAUCCUUACCCUGAGUCCAUCUACCUUCAUCUGUAUACCUCCUAUACCCAGCCAAUCCAUCAUCAUCGUGCCAGUUAUAAUUGUGACAAAGGGAAGAGAACUAGGGGGAAAUCUAGGGGAUUUGUGUCAGAAACAUUAUUCUUAAGUUCUGCCGUCAUUUCUGCCACAGUUGAAACUUCCAGAGGAAGGAAGGAGGUCUGAGGUUUUGCAUAGUCCAUUUGGGGGGUCUAUUGAGACUCACACUCAUUCCCCUUAGCACCAUAAUACACUUACCCUAAAACAAUAUUUGGGGUUGAGGAAAUGAAGUAAGUGAAAAUGUAAGUGAAAUGUGUAUUGUUUGGACUCUGUCUGACCCUGUGGUUCUAUCUUACUUUACCUUCUAUGAUGGCGAUAAAGCUGGAGUGCCCCUAGGGGAAAAGAGAAUGACUAAGUUUAGCAAAAGUAAUUUGUAUAAUUAAAGUUUAUUUGAGCACAAAA
Molecule: messenger RNA, 1755 nt
Organism: Sciurus carolinensis (gray squirrel)
Lineage: Eukaryota; Metazoa; Chordata; Mammalia; Rodentia; Sciuridae
Gene: Spryd4
Product: SPRY domain containing 4
Exons: 2
Coding region: 84-707 (207 amino acids)
Molecular function (GO): protein binding
Source: RefSeq, a predicted model, not a curated record